AUGGAGCUGGUCACCUCGGCCGGUGAACGUCUGACUCUGAGCGCUGCACAAGAAGCAGAUACAAAUGUCUUGCAUAGCCUCCGCCAACGAGAGAAGAAAAUCCAAAUGUACAAACAUCUAUGGGCACAGCGGGCUCAGAUCCAGUCAAUUGUUGCACGGCACCUUGGACUCCGCAACAACGCUCAGUGUGCAAUCCGGAGUCCAGCUGAGUGGAAUGCUGGCCGAUUCAACAUGUGUGUCCACGUGCAAGUCACGGACAACCGCCAUAAAGUCUCGCGCAAGAUCUUCCGCUGCGCAAUGCCUCACACCAUUGGCAAUCACAAUGCCCCUGCUGCCAUCGACGAGAGAAUUAGAUCCGAGGUAGCCAACUAUGCGUGGAACGAGAAGAACUGCCCAGACAUACCGACCCCGAAACUGAUCGGGUUCGGGCUGUUCAAUGGCGAACAGUUCACUCAUGAGCGACAUCUUCCGUGGUAUCGUCGUCUGGCCUUUCAGAUAUUUCGCUUCAUGCGUUCGAUCUUCAGCAGACAGCAUCUUAGCGCGUACGCCGCACGAAACUUGAGUUCACAGCUUGAUACUGGAUACAUAUUGAUGGAUUACAUCGACAAAGACACUGGAACCAUGCUUGCGACGCUGUGGGACGAAGGCAAAGGCGACCAGGAGAAGAAGGAGCGCUUGUACCGCGGAGUAAGCCAAAUAAUGCUCUCGCUUGCUCGCACACCGCACCCCCGGAUCGGCUCGCUCAGAUUCAAUGAUGACGGGUCGAUAUCACUGGCGAGCCGUCCUCUACUUUGUGCAAUUUCAGUCCUGGAGAACGAAGGGGCACCAAGGCUAGAGGGUCCGUACACCUCUACCGGUCCGUUUCUGCAAGCUCUACAAGAAUUCCGGGCGAACGUCUUUACUAACCAGCCGAACGCUGUGCACGACAAAGAGGACUGCCGGCAGCAGAUGGCUUACAUGGUCCUGCUGAGGAGCAUUGUUCCCCAAAUCUUCAAUCUACAAUACUCGGGACCUUUUUUCUUGCAACACGAGGACCUACAUACCGGCAACAUCUUCGUAGAUGCGGACUGGAAUAUCACUGGAAUCAUUGACCUGGAAUUCGUGUGUUCCUUGCCGCCGGAUAUGCUCCAGCUACCACAUCGGCUGUGUAUCGGUCAUCUUGACCAUGUGAGUAGACACUUGACCCAAUUCACAGAGACGCACGAAAUCUUUCAACGGAUAUUUGCAACCGUGGAGAGGGAGCAGAACGUGGCCGGCACCCCGCUCGCUGACGCUAUACAUCGAGCUCUACCGUCUGGACGGUGCUGGCUGUACUACUGUCUGACCUCAAUCAAUGCAAUGCCGCUCUUAUUCAACGAGAACGUCUACCCAAUGUUCGGCCUGCGCAUGCGGGUCAAGGAGGAAGAAGCUUUUGCCCAAGGUCUUUCGCAUUUCUGGUGUCUAAACUCGGAAGAAUUCGUUCGGCAGAAGAUGGCCGACAAAGCACAAUACGAUGCUGAUCUACAGUCUCAUUACGCAAAGACGAAACCUUCGACAGAGAGGAUCGUGUUUUCUUUGAAUUCUGAGACGCCUCGCAGUCCUUCUGCAGCGGACUCCUGGAGUGGCUCUUCAACAAUGCCCGGGAUGGUAUUGCCUGGACUGUGA
Molecule: messenger RNA, 1644 nt
Organism: Zymoseptoria tritici IPO323
Lineage: Eukaryota; Fungi; Ascomycota; Dothideomycetes; Mycosphaerellales; Mycosphaerellaceae
Exons: 2
Coding region: 1-1644 (547 amino acids)
Source: RefSeq, a predicted model, not a curated record